AUGCUGUUUGAUAACAAAAAUCGCGGCCCUCUAACAUCAUUGAACACACCUGAUAUUGCUUCCUUGUCAAUAUCAUCCAUGUCAGACUAUCAUGUGUUUGAUUUUCCCGGUAAGGAUCUGCAAAGGGAGGAAGUCAUAGAUUUGUUAGAUCAACAAGGUUUCAUUCCUGACGAUUUGAUUGAACAAGAAGUAGACUGGUUCUAUAAUUCAUUGGGUAUCGACGAUUUGUUCUUCUCGAGAGAAUCUCCCCAAUUAAUCUCAAAUAUCAUACAUUCUCUGUAUGCUUCCAAGCUGGAUUUUUUUGCCAAGUCGAAAUUCAAUGGUAUUCAACCAAGGUUAUUCAGUAUCAAAAACAAAAUUAUAACUAAUGAUAACCAUGCCAUCUUCAUGGAAUCUAAUACUGGUGUAAGUAUAAGUGAUUCCCAGCAGAAAAACUUCAAAUUUGCUAAUGACGCCGUCGGGAACGAUACAUUAGAACAUGGUAAAGAUACGAUCAAAAAUAAUAAGACUCAAAUGGGUGAUUCUUGCCCACCUUAUGAAUUAGAUUCGGAGAUCGAUGAUCUCUUCUUGGACAACAAGUCUCAAAAAAAUUGCAGAUUAGUAUCUUUUUGGGCUCCAGAGAGCGAAUUGAAGCUAACUUUUGUUUAUGAAAGUGUUUAUCCUAGCGAUGAUCCAGCUAGUGCGGAUAUUUCCUCUCAAGAUUUGCUAAAGGGCGACAUUGAGUCCAUUAGUGACAAGACCAUGUUUAAAGUUUCAUCGAACGAAAAUAAAAAAUUAUACGGUCUUUUACUUAAAUUGGUAAAGGAAAGAGAGGGUCCGGUUAUCAAGACUACUCGCUCCGUAGAGAAUAAGGAUGAGGUCAGAUUGUUAGUUGCUUACAAACGAUUCACCACAAAACGCUAUUACUCUGCUUUGAACUCGUUGUUCCACUAUUACAAAUUGAGACCUUCUAAAUUCUAUCUGGAAUCUUUUAAUGUCAAGGACGAUGAUAUUAUUAUCUUUUCCGUUUACUUGAACGAAAAUCAGCAAUUGGAAGAUGUCUUACUCCAUAAUGUUGAGGCUGCAUUGAGACAGAUUGAAAGAGAAGCUUCUUUAUUGUAUGCUAUUCCAAACAAUUCUUUCCAUGAAGUCUAUCAGAGACGUCAAUUUUCACCCAAAGAGGCCAUAUAUGCACAUAUCGGAGCUAUAUUUAUCAACCAUUUUGUUAAUCGUUUAGGUUCAGAUUAUCAGAAUCUUCUAUCUCAAAUCACUAUCAAACGUAAUGAUACUACUCUUUUAGAAAUCGUGGAAAACCUGAAAAGAAAACUGAGAAACGAAACCUUAACUCAACAAACUAUCAUCAACAUCAUGUCAAAGCAUUAUACUAUAAUCUCCAAGCUAUAUAAGAAUUUUGCACAAAUUCAUUACUAUCAUAGUAGUACCAAAGAUAUGGAAAAAACGCUGUCUUUCCAAAGAUUGGAAAAAGUGGAACCUUUUAAAAAUGACCAAGAGUUUGAAACGUACUUGAACAAAUUCAUUCCAAAUGAUUCUCCCGAUUUGUUGAUUCUCAAGACGCUAAACAUCUUCAAUAAGUCCAUUUUAAAAACAAACUUCUUCAUCACAAGGAAAGUUGCCAUAUCAUUCAGAUUGGAUCCUUCGUUGGUCAUGGCGAAAUUUGAAUACCCAGAGACCCCCUAUGGUAUAUUUUUUGUCGUUGGGAACACUUUCAAAGGUUUUCAUAUCCGAUUCAGAGAUAUUGCAAGGGGUGGUAUUCGUAUAGUUUGUUCUAGAAAUCAAGAUAUCUAUGAUUUGAAUUCUAAGAAUGUCAUCGAUGAGAAUUAUCAAUUGGCUUCUACUCAACAACGUAAAAAUAAGGAUAUUCCGGAGGGCGGUUCUAAAGGUGUCAUCUUAUUGAACCCAGGAUUAGUAGAACAUGAUCAAACAUUCGUUGCCUUUUCCCAAUAUGUUGACGCAAUGAUCGACAUUCUAAUUAAUGAUCCAUUAAAGGAGAACUAUGUCAAUCUUUUAUCAAAGGAAGAAAUAUUAUUCUUUGGCCCAGAUGAAGGAACUGCCGGCUUUGUUGAUUGGGCAACUAAUCAUGCCCGCGUGAGAAACUGUCCAUGGUGGAAAUCAUUCUUAACUGGUAAAUCUCCCUCUUUGGGUGGUAUUCCUCACGACGAAUAUGGUAUGACUUCUUUAGGUGUUCGUGCUUACGUUAACAAGAUUUACGAAACUUUGAAUCUUACCAAUUCUACUGUUUACAAAUUUCAAACGGGCGGCCCAGAUGGUGAUCUAGGGUCCAACGAAAUUCUUCUAUCCUCACCCAAUGAAUGUUACUUGGGGAUUUUGGACGGUUCUGGUGUCCUCUGCGAUCCUAAGGGUCUGGACAAAGACGAAUUAUGUCGCCUAGCUCAUGAAAGGAAAAUGAUAUCCGAUUUCGACACUUCGAGAUUAUCAAAUGAUGGUUUUUUUGUUUCUGUGGAUUCAAUGGAUAUUAUGCUGCCAAAUGGUACAAUCGUUGCUAAUGGCACAACCUUCAGAAACACUUUCCAUACUCAAGUUUUCAAAUUUGUGGACCACAUUGAUGUUUUUGUUCCAUGUGGUGGUAGACCAAACUCAAUCACACUAAAUAAUUUACAUUACUUUGUUGAUGAAAAGAGCGGAAAAUGUAAAAUUCCAUACAUUGUGGAAGGCGCCAAUUUGUUUAUUACCCAACCCGCUAAAAAUGCCUUAGAAGAACAUGGGUGCAUUCUGUUUAAGGACGCUUCUGCCAACAAAGGAGGUGUCACAUCAUCAUCAAUGGAAGUAUUGGCAUCUUUAGCACUAAACGAUAAUGAUUUUGUGCACAAAUUUAUUGGAGAUGCCAGUGGUGAGAGAUCUGCAUUAUACAAGUCAUAUGUUGUUGAAGUGCAAUCAAGAAUUCAAAGAAAUGCCGAAUUGGAAUUUUGCCAGCUGUGGAGCCUGAAUCAAUUGAAUGGAACUCACAUUUCUGAAAUUUCAAAUCAGUUGUCUUUUACUAUCAACAAAUUAAAUGAUGAUUUAGUUGCAUCACAAGAAUUAUGGUUAAAUGAUUUAAAAUUAAGAAACUAUCUACUGUUGGAUAAAAUAAUCCCAAAAAUUUUAAUCGAUGUUGCUGGACCUGAUUCUGUACUGGAAAAUAUUCCAGAAAGCUAUCUGAAAGUUUUACUAUCCAGUUACUUAUCAAGCACCUUUGUUUACCAAAACGGUAUUGACGUUAACAUCGGGAAGUUCUUGGAGUUUAUUGGUGGUUUAAAAAGAGAAGCAGAAGCAAUUUCUUAA
This is a messenger RNA of Saccharomyces mikatae IFO 1815, 3279 nucleotides long. RefSeq names its product glutamate dehydrogenase (NAD(+)) (gene GDH2). NCBI's taxonomy places the organism in Eukaryota, Fungi, Ascomycota, Saccharomycetes, Saccharomycetales, Saccharomycetaceae. Gene Ontology annotation, molecular function: L-glutamate dehydrogenase (NAD+) activity. The record is from RefSeq and is a predicted model, not a curated record. The transcript has a single exon. Gene Ontology annotation, cellular component: mitochondrion. The coding region runs from base 1 to 3279 and encodes 1092 amino acids.